Blepharisma stoltei is the source of this 714-nucleotide messenger RNA. NCBI's taxonomy places the organism in Eukaryota, Ciliophora, Heterotrichea, Heterotrichida, Blepharismidae. The record is from the annotation of a GenBank genome assembly.
AUGGCUGAGCUUAGUUGCGAAAAAUCUAUGUAUUUGAUGAAAAUGCCAGUUGCUUUUUCAGCUGAAACUUUUCAAGACAUAAACGAAAAAUUAGAUAUAAUUGAAAAGGCCCAAGGGCCAAAAGUAUUAAUAGUCACAUCAAAGCAUCCACGAUUAUUUAGCGGAGGACUCGACUUGAAAGAAAUUCAAAAGAAAGGGUUGGAUUAUGCACUUGCCCUUUAUGAUGGGAUUUUAAAACUGUCAGCAAGAUUUCUUCAAAUAGGAUUCCCGACUAUUGCAGCUAUUAAUGGUCCUUGUUUUGGGGCUGGAUUUUUAUUAGCGUUAGCUAUGGAUUAUAGAUUAUCAGUUCCUUCAGCAAAAUUUGCGAUGAGGGAAAUUAAUUUAGGAAUGCCACUCACUCCUAAGGGUUGUGCAAUAUUUAAAGCUAAACUAAACCCUAAAAUGUAUCGAAAUAUAUUAAUCGGAGGGAAAAGCUUAAGUGCAGGUGAAGGUAAAGAUGAAGGAUUUAUUGAUGAAAUUGUGGAAAAAAGUGAGCUGAUUAUAAAAUCAAAGGAAUUGGCUGAAACUCUAGCUGAUUUAGGGAACAAAAACGAAGUUUACAGUUGUGUAAAAUCAAGUAUGUAUCAUGAUCCAAUCAAAGUAAUCUCAAGCGAUGAUAACCUUCAUGAAUAUUGCCUUAAGAUCCUAAAAAACAAUUUCAAUCCGAAGCUUUAA